GAAGUGUCAUUGUAGUGCGCAGAUCUUAUAUAAACCGAAACGCGAGGAGAACGAUCAGUUUGUCAGCACCAUGGCUCGUCUCAGCACCCUUGUCUUCGCAGCCGCCGUUGCCCUCGCCCUGGUUUGUUGCACCACUAGUGCGCCUGCCAGCGAGGAGACCGCCGUCCUGAACCACAACCUCGGCUUCAGCGUCGAAGGCAUCGUCACCUGCUUGGCCAUGCUGGGCCUCGCUGGAAUGAGCCAGGCCGUGUCUGAGAUCAUAGAGAAGUGCGAGCCCCUCGGCAACGGCCUCAAGUACAGAGUCUGCGCUCUCAGCAAGUUGGCCAAGCUCGGACCCGAGUACCUCGAGUGCGUCAUCGAAUCGUAGGCGUCUCUCUUGAAAAAUAAAGAGUGAAAACGAAACAA
Molecule: messenger RNA, 405 nt
Organism: Thrips palmi
Lineage: Eukaryota; Metazoa; Arthropoda; Insecta; Thysanoptera; Thripidae
Exons: 3
Coding region: 71-367 (98 amino acids)
Source: RefSeq, a predicted model, not a curated record